GUAUCUGGCUGUUAACAUUCCCUGUUUGAACGCACUCACUCUGACACAAUUAACCUACUGGUGCUUCGGACUAUCUUAUUUUUUAAUUGUAAUUUUACAUUGGAUACACUUUCAAGAGGAGAAAGCAUCGACAUAUGAAGAAUGCGUUCAAAUUAUUUGUGUUUAAUUGUGUGCAUUGUCUGUUUUAGUACAGACUUGGAAGCUACAACAACCACUACCAUAGUGAAAAUGUCAUCCACUACAACCACGACAACAUCUGACCAACAACCGUCCUUAGGCUCCGACUCUCUGACCUGCUCGUCUGCUGGCUCCGCGGGAGAUUCACAGCUACCCUCUCAGCCUGUCAUGCAUACGAAACAAAACGAGUUAAUGCAGAUCAACGCAGACCCCGUGGUCAUCCAGGAAGGCAUCAGCCAGCUGACCGUCAACUGCACGUUCACGACAGACCUGAAAGCAGAAGUGGCCACGGUCAUGAUGAUGGGUCUGUAUCGAAUCCGUGAUCAGGCGCCAAAUUAUGGGAAACAGGAAAUUGCAAUCGUCACAAGACAGAAAGCUAAUGACGAUGUUGUUGGCAAUUUGUCCGUUGUACGUAAAUUUAAUGUUUCCGGACAGUACUUUCUUUCAAUAUCAGUCAGGAAUCCAGCAUCAAAAGAUGCAGGCAUCUAUAAGUGCUCUUUGAUUGGGUCGGACACAUCCAAGGAGCCAUUUAUAGCCACAGCCACCAUCCCAGUAGCAAUGUUUGGAGACAGCAGCUCCCUGCUACCGUCCAUCCAGGCGCCCUUACCAGAUAAAAAGUCCACCGAAGGGAUAAUGUCGGACAAGCCUGCUGAUUUUUCCAAGCCUUUGGAAGAGAUAAAUAGCCAGCUUCAAGCUCUGAAGUCUGCUGUCGAGACAGUCACACAGAACGUCAGCGCUCUGGAAAAGUUUCGACAAAAUGUGGAGAUUAGACUCACCAACAUGAAGCUUUCAAUGUUCAUGGAAAUAGUCGAUAUCAAAACCAAUUACUACAUUUCUCUAUUCGACUUUUCUCAUGUCAAAGUUGCGCAGGCGACUUGCGAGCUCUUCGGGGGUUAUUUGGCUGAGAUCGACUCUCUAGAAGAGUUCGAGCUCGUGGUAAGUCUCGUCUCAGGAGUUUUCGGUCUUUUGGGAGAAGAGUCCACGCUACCCAGUGACGUCACAGAGGGUGUUCUCAUCGGUGGCACAGACGAAGAUGUUGAAGGGCAAUGGAGAACUCGGUUCUCUCCCAAGAACCUGCCAUAUAUUGUUUGGUCGUCUGAUUCCCCGUCUAAAGACACAAGCAAAAACUGCCUAGUAAUGAGAAAAAAUGCUGAAUGGAAGAUGACCGACCAACCAUGCCAAAACCCCAAGUCUCCGACCAAAUUUGUUUGUGAAGUACCCAACAAGAAGUGAUUUUCAAGCGCUGAACAUACUGUAUAAUACGAACAGCGUUAACUAAAUAGAAUAUAUAUCAUUGGGAAGCUGAAAUAUUUCAAGUAUUUCUUUAUUUUUAUUAUUAUAAUAAUUAUUAUUAUUAUUAUUAUUAGGCCUAUUAUUUAUGCUUUGUAUUGAACAAAAAGAUUAGGAACUAUGUCGAUUACAAAGUGUACAAUGUUCUGUGACUAGAAUAAAUUAUAGGAAAAAAGAA
Molecule: messenger RNA, 1645 nt
Organism: Biomphalaria glabrata
Lineage: Eukaryota; Metazoa; Mollusca; Gastropoda; Planorbidae
Exons: 3
Coding region: 142-1410 (422 amino acids)
Source: RefSeq, a predicted model, not a curated record